Mytilus californianus (California mussel) is the source of this 3686-nucleotide messenger RNA. RefSeq names its product putative transcription factor Ovo-like 1. Gene Ontology annotation, biological process: epidermal cell differentiation; regulation of transcription by RNA polymerase II. Bases 172 to 1326 code for a protein of 384 amino acids. Gene Ontology annotation, molecular function: RNA polymerase II cis-regulatory region sequence-specific DNA binding; DNA-binding transcription factor activity, RNA polymerase II-specific. Gene Ontology annotation, cellular component: nucleus. NCBI's taxonomy places the organism in Eukaryota, Metazoa, Mollusca, Bivalvia, Mytilida, Mytilidae. The transcript has 5 exons. The record is from RefSeq and is a predicted model, not a curated record.
GGGAAGGUGUAUCAUUUCAUUGUUACGGAUAGAUGAUUUGUAUAUAAAAGGUUGCGGAAAAUAAGCCCGUUAUACUUGUAUACUACAUCAAUGCUGUAAAACAGAUUCGUAGGCUAACCAUAACAUAUGUUGACAAAUUGGAAGUCAAAAGCAUUUUAAAAUAAAACAAAAAUGCCAAAAUCUUUCCUAAUUAAGAAAUAUAAUAAGAGGAAUAGAAGUUUGUGUUGUGCCAAAUUACGAACAUUUCGGGAUGAAGAUAAAACAGAUGAUAGUACGUUAAAUGUAGCUGUCUCAAGCCAAGAUGAUUUGAAUCUUAAGGAUAAUGUCAUUAGAGAUGUUUGUCCCGAUAUUGCAUCUAGACCAGAUUUGGGAGAAUGCCAGCUACGUACAAUUUCUGAAGAACAUGUCUAUGAAUGCACUACUGAAUGUCAAUCUUUGGUUCCAAAGCAGCAAGAUAUGCCAAUUAUAAAGAAACCCGAGAGACAACGAAUGUUUCUACCAUUGAUUCCGGAUUCUGAUCUUUAUCACUAUGUCCAACACCCGCCUAAAAUGAACAUCUACAGUCCUGUGUCGCCAUUAUCUAUAUUCCCAUUUAGACAACAUGAACUGUGUUCGCCUAUGUCUACUUCCCCGUCGUCUAUACCAAGUCCAUGCUCUGAUGUAUCCAUGGAGUAUGACAGCCUUACCAACAGACUAACUCCUGAUAUAUGUACAGAUAACCUAUACAGAAAAAAAGAUAUUGAUCUCAAAAUAUUACCGGGUGUAGAGCUUGUAAACGGAGGUUACGGAAUAAAGAAUCCGUUAUUGGCACAUGUUCCACAAGAUCUGACGACAGGUCAUGUUAAACAGACCAAAGACAACAAAUAUAUAUGCCGUAUGUGCAAUAAGGAAUUCAGUUUACAAAGACUACUAAACAGACAUUUGAAGUGUCAUAGUGAGGUGAAGAGAUUUCUAUGUACGUUCUGUGGGAAAGGAUUCAAUGACACGUUCGAUCUGAAACGACACACGAGAACACAUACGGGUGUGCGACCUUAUAAAUGUGACAGAUGUGGUAAAGCUUUUACACAGCGAUGCUCUUUGGAAUCUCACGGUAAAAAAGUCCACGGUGUCAGUUAUACAUUUGUACAUAAACAACGCAGAAGGAAGUUGUACGUUUGUGAAGACUGUGGUAAUGCAGAGAGCGAUCCAGGAUUACAUUACCUCCAUCUUAAAAAAUUUCAUCCUCAUAAUCCUGUGCUGAUGAAGUUCUAUGAUAAACGCCAAUUUAAGUUCGAUGCAGAUAUCCAAUGCAAUGGAACAAGAUGUUACGAACAAUCAAGGGACUAAAUAUAUUUAUAUUUAAAUGUGUGAUCAAGUUUACGUGGUGAUAGUAUGCAAUGCUGAAAUGUAUGUGGUUCUAUAUUAAAUCUCUCAUGUCUAAAAUCAAAUCAGCAACCUGAAAUUUAAGACUUGUUUCUUAACCGUUUGUAGAAAAGUUAGUACAUUUUUUAGUUACUUUCUUAGACGAUCAUAUAGAAAUAUGGUCGCUUUGUACACGACAUUUCAAUGGUUAUAUUUUUCAAAUAUGGUGACUUUAUUAUCGCUGGGUUACGUCUUUUACUUUAAGUUGCUGUAGGAUAUGACUUUGUAAUCGGGUGAAGGAUGAUGCAUGUAUGACUAGGUGGCGCUUACCCUGUCGACGCAGCUGGUAUCGCAUCAUUUGGGGUUCAUGCGAAUCCAAUUGUUUCCACUCCCAUAUCUGUUUAAACCUAGACUUGCGUUGCUUUAAGGUAGUAUGGGGGUAUUCCGCCACCUUGGAUCGUAAAAUAGCAAUAAAACGAUCAGUCUAGAUUUUCAAUUAAAAAUUUUAAUUUCAAAGCAAGGAUGCAAUUAAUUUGUAAGAUUUUUCAUUUGAAUUAAGAAAAUUGUGUGAUUUAUCUUAUUAUUAAUACUGUUUUUACAAAAACAGAAUAUUUUUUAUUGAUUAAAAAAAUAUAAACCUCAGCCUUGUAAGGGGAGAUAACUCACAUAAUCAUUUUCUAUAAUGGAACGUUAAAUAAAUUUUUCUACUUGGUGAAAUAGCAAGCAAAAUAAAGUAUUUUAUAACAACAUUUGAAAAGAGCUAUUUUAUAAAUCUUUUUUUUUAGUUUUCUUUCAAUUCACAUAAUCAUGCCUUUUCCUUGUAUAAUCCUUUACACAAUUUGAAUAUUGUUUUACAACAUUUAGCUAUAAAACAAUUUCGGUGACCUUAAAUUGUUAUUUUAUUUUUGAAAAUGGCACGACAUGAACAACAUUUUGGAAAUGUAUGAAAUAAAUUUGUCAUUUAUUUCUUACAUCCCAUACUAUCUUAACAAACAUCGCUGUACCGCCGUCAUAUUUACAUAUCCACAGAUACAAAGUGUUGACAGCUAUUUUUUUUCCAUUUCAUUCAGCGUUUUCCAUUUAGCACAGAAGUGCUAAUCAUUGGUGCAAUAUGCAAUUUUAUCAUCAAACGGAUCCCGUGCAAUUCGCAGGUCUGUGUGCAAUAGUUUGAUUUCACACUUGCAAGUUUUAUCAACAAUGUAAAUAUAUAUUCGUAUGUUUUAGAGUAGAUCUCCUCAAUUACCACAUCGUUUUGACCUCCAAUCAACAAUAAUCUUUUUGCUGUUGAGUGUUUUUGUUGGAACUUUCUAUGUAUCAACAAUGCUAGCACUGUUCUACUGUUCAAUCUUCCAUUUCCAAGUAUUCCAUUGGUGUCUUAUCCCAUACAUAUUCACCCUAUAUUCAUUCUUUUCGAAGUUUGAUUUCUUUACACGUACACAUUUAAAUGAUGUAUCACAAGUAUGGAAAUGAGUAUCAAAAUAACGUUUCAUAUGCUCGCUCACAUGCAUGCACGUCCAUGGAUGUUAAUUACCGAAUUGUGUUCAAAUAAGGAUGCCACCAGCUGCAUGUUCUGUAGAAUAAUAUACAUGUGGUAUGACUAAAUCAUAAUAUACAUGUGGUAUGACUAACUCAUAAAAUACAUGUGGUAUGACUAAAUCAUAAUAUACAUGUGGUAUGACUAAAUCAUAAUAAUAUACAUGUGGUAUGACUAAAUCAUAAUAUACAUGUGGUAUGACUAAAUCAUAAUAUACAUGUGGUAUGACUAAGUCAUAAUAAUACGCAGCCAUAUUUUUCAGAGCAAAACAAGACAAUUAUUCAAAUGGAAAUAACUCAAACCUUUUAUCAGUUGAAAAAACCUUAUUGCAAUAUUAGCACACUGUACUGAAGCAAUCAAUUAGCAUAAACUGACAUUCUUCCUGUAAUACAUGUAAUUGUACAUAAUCUUUUUGUUAUCUACCUCUAAUACUAUUAAUUAGAAGAUAUAUCAUUGAUAAAUGAUGUAUUUGAUAAAUGAAAAUAAUUUUUAUAAAACAAAUACUAUAUUUUACAGUGUACAUUUUAUUUUACAGAACUAUUUUUAUACAAAUAUUGUAACUACAUAAAACUUUUUUUCAUUGAAUAUCUCUGUAUGGACAGAGCUCAGAUUAGUUUUUUUUCUAUAGUAAUAUAAACAUUUCAUUUGUCAUAGUUUGUAUAUUUCUGUAAAUAAUUUGCUCAAAUGUAAAUUUAAAUAUUUAUACAUGUACAUAUACAGUUUGUUGAACCUUGAAUAAUAUUUUAUUGUUUGUUUGAAGAAUUAACUUAAAUUUUAAUGAAAAUGUAAUAAAUAUUAAAGAAUAUUUUAA